GGAAGCGCCGCCCCGAUGUGUCCGCGGGCGGGCCCGGUGUGCGGGCGGCGGCGCCGGGAGGGUUUGUUUGCGCCCUGCGUCUCCCCCCGCAGUGAGGGUGGUAGCGCCCGCGGUGCGAGGCGCGCCGCCCGUAUAAGCGCGGCCGCGGGGCGGGCACGGCCGCAGCCGCGCCGCUGGUCCCGCCCGAUCCCUGCCGGUGCCGCUCCGUCCCGUCCCGCCGGGAGCAUGUACCAGAGCUCCGCGCGCUGCCUCUGCUCGGCCCUGCCCGCCCUCUGCUGCGCGCCCGCCGCCGCCUCGGCCUCCCGCCUGCCGCUGCCGCGGCCCCGCUGCCAGCCGGCGCCGCCCGGCCCCGCCGCCCCGCGGGCAGCAGCGCCCGCCCCGGGCACGCCGCCGCGCACAGUGUGUUCCAUGGGAAACAGCACCAGCCGGCUCUACAGCGUGCUCGCCAAGACGCUGAGCAGUGGCGCCGUAUCCCAGCACCAGGACUGCCUGGAGCAGCUGGACCCAGCUCAGCUGGAUCCUAUAGACCCCAAGGAUUUGCUGGAGGAAUGUCAGGUCGUUCUGCAGAAGAGGCCACCCCGGUUUCAGAGGAACUUUGUGAACCUGAAGAAGAGCACUGCCAGUAACCACCGCCCCAUCCGGGUCAUGCAGUGGAACAUCCUCGCCCAAGCUCUCGGGGAAGGCAAAGACAACUUUGUUCAGUGCCCCAUGGAAGCUCUGAAGUGGGAGGAGAGGAAGUGCCUCAUCCUGGAGGAAAUCCUGGCCUACAAGCCCGACAUCCUGUGCCUUCAGGAGGUGGACCACUACUUCGACACCUUCGAGCCGCUGCUGAGCCGCCUGGGCUACCAGUGCACGUUCUUCCCGAAGCCGUGGUCGCCGUGCCUGGACGUGGAGCACAACAACGGGCCGGACGGCUGCGCGCUGUUCUUCCUGCGGGAGCGCUUCCAGCUGGUCAGCAGCGCCAACAUCCGCCUGACCGCCAUGAAGCUCAAGACCAACCAGGUGGCCAUCGCCCAGACGCUGCGCUGCCGCGAGACCGGCCGCCUCCUCUGCACCGCCGUCACCCACCUGAAGGCGCGCACCGGCUGGGAGCGCUUCCGCUCCGCCCAGGGCUGCGACCUGCUGCAGAACCUCGAGGACAUCACCCAGGGAGCCAAGAUCCCCCUGAUCGUCUGCGGGGAUUUCAACGCGGAGCCCACCGAGGAGGUGUACAGGGAGUUCUCCAACUCCAGCCUCAACCUGAACAGCGCCUACAAGCUGCUGAGCCCCGACGGGCAGUCGGAGCCCCCCUACACCACCUGGAAGAUCCGGCCCUCGGGAGAGUGCCGGCACACUCUGGAUUAUAUCUGGUACUCCCAGCACGCCUUGAACGUGACCUCAGCCCUGGGCUUGCUGACUGAGGAGCAGAUCGGGCCCAACAGGCUGCCCUCCUUCAAUUACCCUUCCGAUCACCUGUCCCUCGUGUGUGACUUUAGUUUCAAUCAGGACCCUGACAGACUGCUGUGAUCUCUUGGAAUGCCACUUGGUAUUGCAGUGUCUGAACUCACCAGUCUUUUAUUUUAGAGAAAACCUUUGAAGCUAGAUGCUGUUGAAAGAUGAGGAAAUACUGUUGGCUAACCAUUAUUUCAGGCACUUGUUUUGGAGUUACACUUGCUGUUCAGCCCUCAUUAAUGUACAGCCUUCGAGGGAAGAAGAAGGAAGCCAGUGUUCUCAUCAUGCUCUUUUUUCCAUGUAGGGGUUUGAGGGAAAUGAGCUUUAUCCUUUCACUAAGCCCCCUGUUUUAAGGAUUUAAUCCUCUAAUGAAUGUGGAGGCCUUAGUAUUUAAAUCAAAACACUCGUGUUUGUAAAACAACUUGCCCUGACAGCAUGCUAAUUUUAUUUAUUUCAUGUUAAGCUUCUGCAAGUACCAAAGGGAAUGAGGUUCAAAUACCCAGUGAGAUUGUCUUAAAUCUUUUUGUGUUGCAAUAUGAAGGAAGUUUAAUGCAGUUUAGACAAACAGCUGAGCUCAUAGUAGUGUGGUCAGGUCAUUUUUCCAUGACCUGAGAUGACAAAUUCACUAGAAGUGUGAGAAAGGCCCCCUGCAGUAAGAGCAGGUGAGGAAACAGAGGCUGACCAUGACCUAGAGUAAUGCCCUCACUUUUCCAGAACAAUGUGCAUGUGUCUGUCACACACAUACAGCCUGUAGGCUGUACAGUCACUGUACCUUCAUCUCUUCUGUGCUUCCCUCUGGAGGACACAGCUAACCAGGGACUAUUUCUUCCUCUGCUUUGAGUAUUACUUUUCUAAAUGGUUUAAAUUUGUAGUCUUGUCGAUCUUGCUGUUUCAGUAAAGGGCCAGUCUUAAUGUGGAAAGACUUUCUUUUAUUUAUCUUCAGAAUCUAAAGCUACACUGGAACCUGUUAUAAGAUAAAAUUUAUUUAUUGAGAGAAAUUGGUGAUCCUGCAUCUCAUUGGAAAUAGUAGAGUGACAGUGUUCAGGAGUCUCUUCCUGUGACCCAGGAAAACUGUGGUAGAGCAGCUGGGCUACAACAGAGGCGUGUUAGUAUGUUAACUCCUGUGAUUGCUUAUGGGUGACAUAGGAAUUGCAUAUAUGGAUUGUAAACGUGCCAUCAUGCCAGAAAAUGACAUAGGAAGAGAGGAGGGAAGAGGGACAACAGUUGGAGUUGGGAUGACAUUUAGGUAGUUGAGGAAGAGGUGCUAGGGUAAAUAAAGCAGUAUUUCCAUGUGAAGUAGGGUGCAUAGUAACUCUUAAAUGUUCCAGAUGUUUAUUAAUAAAACUCUUUGGAAAAAGCUAA
Molecule: messenger RNA, 2793 nt
Organism: Oenanthe melanoleuca
Lineage: Eukaryota; Metazoa; Chordata; Aves; Passeriformes; Muscicapidae
Gene: NOCT
Product: nocturnin
Exons: 3
Coding region: 16-1506 (496 amino acids)
Biological process (GO): circadian rhythm
Molecular function (GO): poly(A)-specific ribonuclease activity
Source: RefSeq, a predicted model, not a curated record